Messenger RNA from Gossypium raimondii (Peruvian cotton), 2603 nucleotides. RefSeq names its product ABC transporter G family member 11. The record is from RefSeq and is a predicted model, not a curated record. NCBI's taxonomy places the organism in Eukaryota, Viridiplantae, Streptophyta, Magnoliopsida, Malvales, Malvaceae. Gene Ontology annotation, molecular function: ABC-type transporter activity; ATP binding; ATP hydrolysis activity. The transcript is spliced from 9 exons. Gene Ontology annotation, cellular component: membrane. Bases 287 to 2404 code for a protein of 705 amino acids.
GGAAGUAGCCUCAACCUCAAUCCCAACACUAGUCGGUAUAUGGAAUUUGAAUUUUAGUUUAUAGAAUUACUCCUUCAGCUGCGUCACGCACCCAAAAACCAAACCAAAAAAGGAAAUUUUGUGCUCAAGUUGAAGAGUGGGGAAGAGCGAGGCGGCUCAUUUUGCAUGGGAUGUUCUUAACCUACCCAAUUCAUUCAAACACUUACAUUUUCACGCUUCAUACUCAUCCCAUUUCUGUUGCUUUUUUAGAAUCAUCACACUUGCUUUGCUAUCAUCUCCAUCCCCUAUGAGGACUUCCUCCUCAAAUACUGCAAUGAUGGAGAUUCAGGCUAAUAAACCAGCUGGGACGGGCAUGGUGGUUGGAGGUUUGAGCCCUUUGAGUGAAACUCUAUGGAGGGAGAAGACCGUUACGGAGUUUAUGGGAGAUGUAUCCGCCAGGCUCACCUGGGAAGACCUCACCGUAAUGGUAACUCUCAGCAAUGGGGCGACCCAGAAGGUGUUGGAAGGGCUGACUGGUUAUGCUGAACCCGGUACACUCACCGCUCUCAUGGGCCCUUCCGGCUCCGGAAAAUCCACGCUUCUUGAUGCACUCUCCAGCCGCUUGGCUGCUAACGCCUUCCUUUCCGGAACCAUUCUCCUCAAUGGUCGUAAAACCAAGCUUUCUUUCGGAACUGCAGCCUAUGUUACUCAAGAUGACAACUUAAUUGGCACGCUUACUGUUCGGGAAACCAUUUCCUACUCCGCUCGGCUCCGUCUCCCCGAUACGAUGCCCUGGUCUGCGAAGCGGGACCUCGUUGAAGGUACGAUUAUCGAAAUGGGCCUCCAAGAUUGCGCUGAUACUGUUAUUGGGAAUUGGCAUUUGCGUGGGAUCAGUGGAGGAGAAAAGAGGAGGGUCAGCAUAGCUCUUGAAAUUUUGAUGAGGCCCAGAUUGCUCUUCCUUGAUGAGCCAACCAGUGGCCUUGACAGUGCUUCAGCAUUUUUUGUCACCCAGACUUUACGAGGCCUGUCAAGAGAUGGUAGAACUGUAAUAGCUUCAGUUCAUCAGCCCAGCAGUGAAGUCUUUGAGCUAUUUGAUCAGUUAUAUUUGCUGUCUGAAGGCAAAACCAUUUAUUUUGGCCAGGCUUCUGAAGCAUACGAGUUCUUUGCUCAAGCCGGAUUUCCAUGCCCUGCCUUGAGAAAUCCAUCUGACCAUUUUCUUAGAUGCAUCAAUUCUGACUUUGAUAAAGUUAAGGCUACUCUCAAAGGAUCCAUGAAAUUACGGUUUGAGGCAAGUGAUGAUCCCCUGGAGAAGAUUACCACAACUGAAGCUAUCCGAACUCUUAUUAACUUCUACCGUACAUCACAUCAAUGUUAUGCCGCGAAGGAAAAGGUUGAUGAGAUAUCCAAAGUUAGAGGAACCGUGCUAGAUUCCGGAGGCAGUCAAGCUAGUUUCUUGAUGCAGUCUUACACUUUAACCAAGCGCUCAUUCGUGAACAUGUCUCGAGACUUCGGCUAUUAUUGGCUAAGGCUGCUCAUAUAUGUUGUUGUCACUGUUUGCAUUGGAACCAUUUAUCUCAAUAUUGGAACCAGCUACAAUUCAAUUCUGGCAAGGGGUGCAUGUGCUUCUUUUGUGUUCGGUUUUGUCACAUUCAUGUCAAUCGGUGGGUUCCCUUCCUUUGUGGAGGACAUGAAGGUUUUCCAAAGGGAGAGGUUAAAUGGCCACUAUGGUGUAACUGCAUUUGUUAUAGGGAAUACACUGUCAGCUAUGCCAUUCCUCAUAAUGAUAACCUUCAUCUCUGGAACUAUUUGUUACUUUAUGGUUCGUCUUCACCCAGGCUUUGAACAUUAUAUGUUCUUCGUGUUGUGCCUUUAUGCGAGUGUUACUGUGGUUGAGAGCUUGAUGAUGGCCAUUGCCAGUAUCGUCCCCAAUUUCCUCAUGGGGAUCAUCACAGGAGCAGGGAUUCAGGGAAUAUUCAUGCUUGUUUCUGGCUACUUCAGGCUCCCAAACGACAUCCCAAAACCUGUGUGGCGUUACCCAAUGUCCUACAUCAGCUUCCAUUUCUGGGCUUUACAGGGACAAUACCAAAAUGAUCUGAAGGGACUGUUGUUUGAUAAUCAACCACCGGAGCUUCCCAAGAUUCCUGGCGAAUACAUCCUUGAAAACGUGUUCCAAAUCGACGUUGGACGGUCGAAAUGGAUCGAUCUAAGUGUGAUAUUCAGCAUGAUCAUAAUUUACCGCAUCAUCUUCUUCUUGAUGAUAAAGAUCAGCGAGGAUGUUACCCCUUGGAUCAGAGGUUUGGUAGCCAGGAGAAGGAUGCAACAAAAGAAUGGAACACAAAAUACGAUGGUUGCGCCCUCUCUCUUGCAAUCUCCUUCGCUGAGGAAUUAUGUCGCAAAUCGAGCUAAUGGAAGGGGUAAAAGGUAGACAACAGGGUAUGCAUGCAUUCAUGCGAUCACCUUUGAGUCUCGAGAUACAAACAAUCCUACAACGACAUCAGUUUCCUAACAUUUAAACCUUAUGCUUUACUUCAUCUAUAUAGAAUUUGCUUUAAAAUUAUAUGCAACAAUCUGUAUUGUGCGUUUGAAGUUAAUAUAUAUACAAGCAAUGCCAUUAAUAUAUUCCA